AUGUUUUCAAUGCUGACAGUCUAUAUUCUGUGAUAAACAGUGUUUGGAUUCUGUGGUGGGAGACUUCCAUAUCCGGCUUAAUGAAAAUGGGCGACGAGGAUGUAAUCAGACGACGGCUGCUCAUUGAUGGGGAUGGAACUGGUGAUGAUCGUAGACUCAAUGUCUUGCUGAAGUCCUUUAUCAAGUGGUGUAAUGCCACAAACGAACCUGGUGAAAGCCAGGUUCUUCAUGACCGGAUGCUGGCCCAACUUGCACAGUGUGAAUUUGCUGUGACAAAGUCAAGAUUGUCUGCUUUGAUGAGUGCAGCAGAACUUCAGAAUUAUGAGAACCUCUCACGGCAGAUUGAGACUGGAAUAGAAGCAGCAAAGCAAGAUAUUGAAAGCACAAAGCUCGAGUUCCAAGACGCAAAAACAGUUCGGAAGAACAGAAUUGAAUAUGAUGUGCUGGCAAAAGUGAUCAAUGAACAGCCAGAUCGGAAGGAAACAGACGAGAAACUGUCCCAGCUUCGGAAAGAGUUGGGCUUGUUGGAGGAGACACGUGAGCAACUGGAACGCAAGCUAGACAUGCGACGGAAACAGUUCCACGUUCUGGUAGCAUCCAUCCACCAGCUUCAGGCUAUGUUGGAUGACAGUGAGACAGAGGAGAUCAUGGAUGUGUCACUGGAGGCAUUUGAGGAUGACUUGUGUGAUGUGCAGAAGGCUGCUUCAUCUCAGCCAGAAGCCAUGGUUGAGUAGAGGGAAGGGACAUGACAUGUGCAGACUUGAAGUUGGCCAUAACCACUUCUCUUAUUACUCUUCAUUAUAAUCUGUAUGUCUUAGUGUGGUACUGUAACACAGAGGGUGGAGCACCUAGUUAUGUCCCCAUUUGUCUUUGAGGCCUAGUAUGAAUACUGAUGCAAGGUGGUGCUGCUAACUUGCAUCUUACAGACAAGAACUGCCUGGAGUGUCCAUCCCAUUGUGGUCUGGUCUUGUAGUUGCUGCCACAUCACUGGACAGACAAAUGUGUGAAAUUACAUGACAAUAUAGUGCUUGUAGAUUAGGUAUGUUAGGGUGGUUAUGACAGAUGGGACAAACAGGAAAUUUCUUGGAAAGAGAAACGAAGGAAGAGCACUGAAGUGGGGGAGUAAAUCAUUUUGCUGCAACAUUUACUUUGUUAUUUUUUGCAAAGUUUGGGAAAACUUUGUUAUUGUAGAAGGUAGUUCAAAACAUAUCUUAAAAGAAUAUGAUAAGCUUACAUUCAUGUCAAACAGUUGUAAGGUUACACCACCAAAUGAUUAAAGGAAAUUGGUGCCUUCAACUGCAGCGUCAUUCAACACCAAUUCCAAGAGAUGUGUGAAUUCGUACGCUAUCUCAACAUCUGAAAUGUAAAAUAAUUUUUGUGUGUAAUGAAAUCAACCAAACUGAAUAAAUUGUUUUGUACAUGCAUUCAAGUAUGUCCUACAUAA
Messenger RNA from Zootermopsis nevadensis, 1444 nucleotides. The record is from RefSeq and is a predicted model, not a curated record. NCBI's taxonomy places the organism in Eukaryota, Metazoa, Arthropoda, Insecta, Blattodea, Termopsidae.